Messenger RNA from Chlamydomonas reinhardtii, 546 nucleotides. RefSeq lists its product as uncharacterized. The record is from RefSeq and is a predicted model, not a curated record. The transcript has a single exon. Lineage: Eukaryota; Viridiplantae; Chlorophyta; Chlorophyceae; Chlamydomonadales; Chlamydomonadaceae. Bases 94 to 348 code for a protein of 84 amino acids.
GCAACGGUUUUCCUAAAGCCCACAGCUAGAAGAAUAUCCAGCCGGAGCGAGAAGCGACUUCGCGCGUCCAUGGAGAAUUGGCUGUUGUGAGGCAUGGCCCCACCACCACCACCACCAGCAGCAGCAGCAGCAGCAGCAGCAGCAGCAGCAGCAGCAGCGGCAGCGGCAGCGGCGCGGGGCCCGGCGGCGGCGCAGGGCCUGGGCCCAGCAGUUGCGGCGUGCAUGUGCGUAGCGGAGGGGGCGAGCAAGGCCACGUGGAGGACAGCGCGGCGUUGCCCAAGAAGCGGCGCCGGCGCGCAGGUUGAGGCCGGCCGGUGUCUGGUUAGCGGUCUUUGCUGGCGAGCAUAGCACCGCACAGUAUGUGGUAGGCCGCAGCAGUGAGGAAUGUUGUGGCUAGAGGAGUUCCUGCUGUUUGGUUGAUUGCUGGCUGUGCUUUGAAAUGCGUAAAUGCGUGCUUGUGCUUGGCAGCGGGACGCGGCUGGACGCAUGGCGGGCCGGGCCUGUACGAACUGACCCUAAGUAUAUCCGGGAGAUAAAGUAGACGCU